AUGAAAAACCUUUCGGUCGUUGCCCAGUCAAAGGCUGCAACAAAACAUGCUAUGCUCCAGCUUGGUGCGAUACAUGCGAUCGAAAAGCACUUGUUAAAAAAUGGUCCGACCUGGAAUGAUGGAGUUAGGAUCGUAAAAAAAGAAAAAGGAACUUGGAAAAAAGCACGUAGUGGCCCAUGUACCAUUUUAUUAAAGGAGAUAAAGGAAUCAGAAAAUAUUGAUCAAGAUUACAUUAAAGAAUUAAAGGCCUAUAUCACGUUUCACCGCGGAAAUAUUCUUUUAAAAUAUACCAGUGAUAUCUGCAUCACAGAUCUUGGCUUGUCUAGACCUGCAAAUUCUAAAGAAGCAUCUCAAAAACAAGUAAAUCCUUCAUACUCAGCACCAGAGAUAUUGCUUAAUAAAAGUCCCAAAUCAAAAGCAUCUGAUAUUUUUGCAAUUGGUAUUCUCAUGGUAGAAUUUGCCUCAAAUAAACGUGCGUUUGAAAAUUACAAUAAUAGCAAUGACAUUACGAUAGAAAUCACCAAAGACGACUUUGAACGACCCGAAUUACCUCCCAAUACUCCAAAUUGCUAUGUUGAGUUAAUAGAGAAAUGUCUAGAUAAGGAUCCAAACCAACGUCCAUCCGCUGAAGAAUUAGUGAAAUCCAUAUCAGGUUGGCUCAAAUAUGAUUGGAAAUCAAAAUCCAACUCAUUUAACAUUGCUGAUAAGCAAUGGAAAUGCAAUGAAUCUAAAGAAUAA
Funneliformis geosporum is the source of this 738-nucleotide messenger RNA. The record is from the annotation of a GenBank genome assembly. NCBI's taxonomy places the organism in Eukaryota, Fungi, Glomeromycota, Glomeromycetes, Glomerales, Glomeraceae.